Molecule: messenger RNA, 390 nt
Organism: Paramecium pentaurelia
Lineage: Eukaryota; Ciliophora; Oligohymenophorea; Peniculida; Parameciidae
Source: the annotation of a GenBank genome assembly
AUGAUGUUUAUGAAUGGACAUGGUGGAUAUGAAUAUACCAAAAUUUAGGAUACACCAUAUUUAUUGGAUUUUGAAAUGGAAAAAAUAACUAAAGAAAUGAAAUUUUUGAAACUUUAUCAAGUAGCCUUUUUGAUAUCUGAUUCAUGUGGAGCUAUCACUUUAUUUGAAACAGUGAAAGCCAAGAAUAUGAUAUUAUUAGGAUAAAGUUCAUUGGGAGAAAAGGCAUAUUCUUAUGGUUGAUGUUCGAUAUUGUCUAUUCCUAAAACAGAUAAAUUUUCUAUAACUAAUCAUUAUUGGUUAAAAAAUGAAUUAGACAAAAACCAAAUUUAACUUUACUUGAUUAAAUAAAAAAAUAUGAUUAUUCAUAUCAUAAAGCUCAUUCAAAAUUGA